AUGUGUAAUGCUUUGAUAGAGCGCAAUCCAACGCCGACGCCGCCCCCACCUCCCCCGGCGCCGGUGUCGGGGUCUGGGUCGGGGCCUGCCCCACAGGCGGUGCAGCCGUACCUGCCGCUGUCGUUCUUCCCGCCGCCCGCUAACUUCAUACCACCCAUCUCGGCGCCCGCUCCCACCGCCGCCCCCGCGUGCGUCUCCUCGUCGGUGGCCACCUCCUCGUCCUUCCAGAACGCCGUGGCGCCUUCCGCCGCCCCCGCCAAUGCCGCAGGCGGCGCUCCUGCCACCAACAACAGUCACAACAACCCCUCGUCUGCCUCCUCGCAUUCGUCAGAGUCGUCGACGAGUUCCCAGCAGACGUGGAGCUUCGAGGAGCAGUUCAAACAGUUGUACGAGAUCAACAACGACCCUAGAAGAAAAGAGUUCCUAGAUGAUUUGUUCAGCUUCAUGCAGAGGCGAGGGACGCCGAUCAACCGGCUGCCCAUCAUGGCCAAAUCUGUGCUGGACCUGUUCGAGCUGUACAACUUGGUGAUCGCGCGCGGCGGACUGGUCGACGUCAUCAAUAAGAAGCUGUGGCAGGAGAUCAUCAAGGGGCUGUCGCUGCCCUCGUCCAUUACGUCCGCCGCCUUCACGCUCCGCACGCAGUACAUGAAGUACCUGUACCCGUACGAGUGCGAGCGGCGCGGCCUGAGCACGCCGCAGGAGCUGCAGGCGGCCAUCGACGGCAACCGGCGCGAGGGCCGGCGCAGCAGCCACCUCAACGGCAACUCGCACCAGCAGGCGUCGCAGCACCUGCACGCGCCGACGCUGCCCGAAUGGUCUCUAUCGCAUCUAGGACCCGAAUACGAAGCACGCCUUGCAGAGUAUUUGCGGAUGCUGAACAGGGAGCUCCGCACAACCUCUGGCACACCUCCCACUCUGCCUGGAAGCCUUGCUGUUCCACUGGGUGUUGCUGUAGGACGAGCACCAGGGACAGUACCAGCUGCUGCACCGCACCACCACCAUCACCACCACUCAUCCCCACGACAACAUCCACAGCAACAACAGCAGCAGCAGCAUAUACUGCAACACCAACAGCUUGCACCACCACCACAGCCACAGACACAACAGCAGACAGGCUCCCCACUCUCCGGAUCUCCCCCACGGCAGCAUACUCCAGAGGAACUGCCGCGAUUGCCCCUCUGGCCAGCACUGUACCCUCCUACAACACCACUGGCAGCGGCAGCAGCAGCGGCAGCUGUCGUCGCAGCAGCUGCUGGUUCUGCUCCCGAACCUCAACAGGAGGCACUCAAUCUGGAAGUACGUGACCAGGUGCGGCAACGAGAAAGAGAGCGUGAGCUGACACCGCAUCAGCAGCCUGCCCUGCAGCAGGUAGUAGUCAAGCGGGAGUUAAUAGUCAAGCGGGAGUCUGAGGACCACAUGUCGCCACCACCAGCCAAGCGGCAGGUCACAGCCAGCACCACUCCACCUGCAGCAUCCACAUCUGGAAACCCCGUGUCCACUACUGAAGCUGCCAGUGCUGUUCCUUCCACUUCUACUGCUGUUUCUAAUCCCACAAUGACAGGUGCAUCAGCACCUGGCCUGGGGAAUGCUGUGUCUGAUGAAGAGGGGCCAACGAGAACACUACACCAAUCUGCAUGUACUCACAUCUCUAUAACAAGUAGAGGAGAAGGUCCUCUUGGGAACGACAAUUCUCUUAUUGUAAGCAUGGAUCUCAAUGGAAUGAAAUACCAAGGCAUCUUAUUUGCUAUUCGGACUCCACGCACAUCGUGAGACCAUCCUCAUCAGCGAUUGGAAAUUUGUGAAGGUACAUUGUGGAAGAAGUGGAAAGAAUCUCGCGUCCAAGAACAUUUUUAAACCAGUGUUGUAGUUAUUGAGACCAAAGUUCAUGUUGUUUUGAGCAUAUUCAAUCACUUAUAAAAACUUUACUGUUAUAGUUGCCUGGAAAAGUGACUGUACAUUUAUUCAUGGUUGCCUAUAUUACCAUGAAAUUGUUGUUGAUUGUAAAAUACCAUAAACGAGGACUUAGUGGUUCACAGUAAAUUAUUGUAAUGCUUAAGA
Molecule: messenger RNA, 2058 nt
Organism: Schistocerca piceifrons (Central American locust)
Lineage: Eukaryota; Metazoa; Arthropoda; Insecta; Orthoptera; Acrididae
Product: protein dead ringer-like
Exons: 8
Coding region: 1-1770 (589 amino acids)
Biological process (GO): regulation of transcription by RNA polymerase II
Cellular component (GO): nucleus
Molecular function (GO): DNA binding
Source: RefSeq, a predicted model, not a curated record